Trypanosoma cruzi is the source of this 933-nucleotide messenger RNA. Its product is annotated as trans-sialidase, putative. The transcript has a single exon. The record is from RefSeq and is a predicted model, not a curated record. The coding region runs from base 1 to 933 and encodes 310 amino acids. NCBI's taxonomy places the organism in Eukaryota, Euglenozoa, Kinetoplastea, Trypanosomatida, Trypanosomatidae.
AUGGCACCCCGCACACACAGCCGUACUCGCGUGACCGGAUCCAGCGAAAGGAGGAAGGAAGGAAGAGAGAGUGAGCUGCAGAGGCCCAACAUGUCCCGGCAUCUCUUCUGCUCUGCGGUGCUGCUUCUCGUCGUCGUGUUAUGCGGCACCAGUGGCGCUGCGCACGCUGUGCAGACGAAGACUGACGUUGAUCCAUUCACAGGGAUCGGAUGGACAUCCUCUCAAUGGGAAGCCCCUACAAAAGUUAAUGAAACAUUAUUCUCGCUCCGCGUUCCCAGCCUUGUUGAGGUGAACAAUAACGUGUUCUUCGUUGCUGAAGCGCUGUGCAAGGAAAAAGGAGAAAGCUGCAGCCGUGCUGGGAUUGCGUCAAGGCACCUCGAUCUAACUGAUGAUAAGCCAACGGAGAUAUUGACGCAGGACACAAGUUUGGUGGUGCAGUUUCCAGAGGGUGUUGCGACGGGUGCCGUCGAGGCAAAAGACACAAUGCGGCCAACGACAGUUGUGGCUGGCGACAGUGUCUACAUGCUUCUGAGAAAUCAGAGCGUUACACCGUCGGUGGAUAAAUUGGCUAAUGCACGUGACUGGGGACUUUUGCUGGUAAAGGGAAGCGUCAGUGGUGGCAAUGAAAUCACGUGGAAGGAGACCCAUGCGGUGACGUUUGGAAACGAUGAAUAUGUUGCUAAAUUUUCGACCCAGUUGGUUUCUGGCGGAGGGUCGGGGAUUAAGACGAAGGACGGUACGCUCAUGUUUCCCAUGCAGGCCACAGAGAAAGGAACGACUUCAUUGCUGUCCAUGCGCUUUGAUAAUUCAGAGAAUAAAUGGAAGCUUUCGCGCAAAACGGUUGGUGAUGGCUGCAGGGAUCCGACCAUCGUGGAGUGGGGAGAAGAAAACAGACUCCUCAUGAUGGCUUCUUGUGAGCAAGGGUUACCGUGA